This is a messenger RNA of Quercus robur (English oak), 3002 nucleotides long. Its product is annotated as putative disease resistance protein RGA3. Gene Ontology annotation, biological process: defense response to other organism. The coding region runs from base 193 to 2664 and encodes 823 amino acids. Gene Ontology annotation, molecular function: protein binding; ADP binding. The transcript has 2 exons. Lineage: Eukaryota; Viridiplantae; Streptophyta; Magnoliopsida; Fagales; Fagaceae. The record is from RefSeq and is a predicted model, not a curated record.
AAGAGUUGUGUGCCAAGUCAAGUCAUGAUCCAUGGUGCAGCAAAUCCACCUACAUACAAUUUUGCUUCACUUAUUUGCAAUUAUAUAUCUGCCCUCUCGGAAUUGCUCUAUAAUAAAAACAGCUGCUAAUACUUAAAAAGGCAUUGAUUCACUUAACCAUCAAAUUCCUUUCCAUCCCACCACCACAAGAACAUGGCUCAAAAUACCUAUUGCAUUGCAGGGAGGAUCGUGGAGCUGCUUGGCUCCCUUAUUUACGAGGAGCUCAGCUCAGCAUGGGGUGUACAAAGCGAUCUGAAAAAGCUUGAGUGCACCAUGUUAGCCAUUAAGGCCGUACUCUUGGAUGCUGAGGAGAAGCAAGAAAGUGACCAAAGGCUGAACCAUUGGUUAGGACAGCUCAAAGAUGUCCUUAAUGAUGCAGAGAAUGUCCUGGAUGAAUUUCAAUAUCAAAUUCUGCAGAAGGAAGUAAUGAAGAGAAGCAGGAGCACUCGCAAAAAGGUCGGUUAUUUCUUUUCUGGUUCUAAUCCACUUGUAUUCCGUUUUGAAAUGGCACGUAAAAUCAAGGGUAUUAGGGAGAGGGUAGAUGAUAUUUCAGAUAUUAAGGCUGAAUUCAAUCUUGCUGCACGACUUGAAGAUAGGAAGACAACAAUGUACCGGAGGGACAUGACCCACUCCUUUAGUCCUUCUCAGAAUAUCAUCGGUAGGGAUGAUGACAAAAAAAAGAUAAUAAAUCUUUUGAUGCAGCAUGAUGUUGACGGAAAUGUUAGUGUAAUUCCCAUAGUUGGGAUUGGAGGUUUGGGGAAGACUACAAUUGCCAAGUUGGUGUAUAAUGAUGAACAGGUGGUUAGACAUUUUCAAUUGAAAAUGUGGGUGUGUGUGUCUGAGGAUUUUGAUGUUAAAAGAUUGAUAACGGAAAUCCUCAAAUCAGCAGUUGGUAUUGAUGAGAAUUUGAGCAUAGAUCAGUUGCAAAUUUGUUUAAGAGAACAUAUAAAAGAUAAGAAAUUUUUUCUUGUCUUAGAUGAUGUUUCGAAUGAGGAUCAUAUAAAAUGGAUUGAAUUCAAAAAUUUGUUACUUGGCGGUUGCAAUGGAAGUAAAAUCAUAGUGACAACACGGAAUAGCUCUGUUGCCACUAUUAUGAGCACUGUAGAGUCUUACAAUUUAGAUGGUCUAUCUCAAAAGGAUUGUUUGUCUUUGUUUGUGAAAUUGGCAUUUAAGGAAGGAGAAGAAGAACAAUAUCCAAACCUCUUAGAAAUUGGAAAAGAAAUCGUCAAAAAAUGUAGAGGGGUUCCAUUGGCAGUAAAUACUUUAGCUUGCCUACUCUAUUCAAAUGUUGAUGAACAUGAGUGGAUAUCUAUUAGAGAUAAUGAGAUAUGGAAUUUAAAUCAACAAGAGAGUGGCAUCUUGCCUAUAUUGAAGCUCAGUUACAAUCAAUUGCCAUUUCACUUAAAGCCAUGUUUUGCACAUUGUUCUAUUUUCCCAAAGGAUUUUGUAUUCAAUAAUCUUCUCUUGAUUCAAUUUUGGAUGGCACUUGGAAUUCUUCAAUCACCUAAGGAUGAAAAUCUAGAGUUGGAAGAAGUUGGCAACUUGUAUAUCAAGGAGUUGUUGUCGAGAUCUUUCUUUCAAGAUGUUGAACAAGAAAAUAUCUUGUAUUUUACCUUUAAAAUGCAUGAUCUUAUCCAUGAUCUCGCACUCUCAAUUGCUAAAAGAGAGUGUUCAGUAGUGACCAAGAAGUCUGCCCUUGCUGCAGAAGUUUGUCACCUAUCAUUUUUAGACAAUGGGCAAGAAGUUACAACACAAUUAGAGAAGUUGAGCAAAGUCCAGACUAUUAUUUUCCAAACAGACCAAUCCAUGUCCUUACUUGAAACAUGCUUCUCAAGAUUUAAGUACUUGCGAGUGCUUGAUCUGAAAAAUUCAUCCUUCGAGGUGUUGCCAAGUUCUAUCGGAAGUUUGAAACAUUUGAGAUAUCUCGACCUAUCAUUUAAUCACAUUAUCAAGCAACUUCCAGAUUCCAUUUGCAAGCUGCAUAGUUUGCAAACUUUACUGCUUGAAAAUUGCCACAAUCUUGAACGGUUGCCAAAAGGUAUAGGAAACAUAAUUAGCCUCAGGCUUUUUAUUGUUACAACAAAGCAUACUUGCUUGUCAGAGAACGCAGUAGGUUGCUUGAGUUCUCUUCGAUCUUUGUGGAUAUGGAGAUGUGUGAAUCUAAAAUGUGUUUUUGAAGGGAUGGAGGAAGGGCGCCUCACCUGUCUUCGAACAUUGGUGGUUGGAAAUUGUCCAAGUUUGACCACUUUGACAUUGAGUAUGAAACACCUAACUGCCCUAGAGACCCUGAUAAUUAGGGAUUGUAAAGAGCUUAGUUUGAUGGAGGUAGCGGGAGAAGAAGACAAUGCAGAUCUCAAGUUGAGCCUCCAAACUUUAAUGUUUUUCUGUUUACCAAAGUUGGAGGUUUUUCCCCAAUGGCUCCAAGGAUCUGCAAACACUUUACAGCUGCUAUGGAUUGGAGGAUGUGAAAAUUUAACAGCUUUGCCGGAUUGGCUACCACGUCUGAAAUCACUUCAGACACUUUGGAUUGACAAUUGUCCUAAGUUGUCAUCUCUCCCGGAGGGGAUGGAGGCACUACCAGAAUUGUUGAUUUAUGGUCGUCCUGAUUUGAGUAGAAAAUGUUGAGGAGAUCGCUCAUUUACCACAUAUUGUUCUUGAUGAGAGUAGCAUAAAUUUACCAAGAGAAGAUGAUGAGGAGUUCAACACAAGUCACAACCAAUAGAAUCUAGAUGUUGCUCAAUUCAAAGUCACAAGUUCCUUCCAUAAUUCGCAAGCAUUUCUUCAUUACAAUUUGGAUUACAAGAUGUAAAUAAAUAAAUACUUCCUUUAUUUAAUUUGCUUUUAAGUGAUGUAAAUAAAUAUAUAAAUAUGUUAUUUUGCAUUUUGUAUUUUAUGUAAAAAUAAACAUUUAUGUCAUUGUAAUUCAAAGUAAGAUGUGUAAAUAAAUAAAUGUGUUACGUGUA